Messenger RNA from Petromyzon marinus (sea lamprey), 3373 nucleotides. RefSeq lists its product as uncharacterized. Lineage: Eukaryota; Metazoa; Chordata; Hyperoartia; Petromyzontiformes; Petromyzontidae. The record is from RefSeq and is a predicted model, not a curated record.
UUAUAUUACUUGCCUCAACAGCCUGUUUAAGACGAUAUGGGGGAUCUUUCCCUACCGUAUUUGGUACCAAACAAUUGCUACCUUAUUCGGUACCAAUUUCCACUCUGGCCCAUGGACUAAUAGAAUACAUAAAUGGCGACACGAGUAAGUCGACUGGCAGCAGGUGGUGGGGUAAAAGUGUGUGGGUAUUUACUACUUCCAAGAUUUGAGGGGUCCUCUAUAGCUCUCGCUAGUGGAGGCCUUUCUGCCAACAGUGGCGUGAGCCAGAUGUUGCAGGGCUGCCUGUAUUUUGUGUAUCUGUGUCGCAAGAACAGUUAUUAUUUUUCUUUAUUAAUAUUUAACCACAGUCUGGCUGCCAUACAUUUGUUUUAUUUUAUUAUUAUUCUGUAUUGUUGAGAACAUUACGACGCACACAUUGCCUAACAACCGUGCAGUCCAGUUUGUUCACAAUGGCUUACUCCUCUAUUCCGAUUCUACCUUCUGUGUUCAUCUACAAAAUCAUCUUCAUCAUCUUCAUCGCAUUCCACGCAUCCGUGUUAUCUCAUCCUCCCCGCUCACUCACCUCUUCCUCCUCUCCCUCCUCAUCUUCCUUCGUUUCCCCGAUGCCACGUGACUUGGCUCACUUCGGUCGAUCCAAACGCCAGGUGUGGCCGUUUAAAUUCGACAUUCUCGGGCUGGCGAGGACGGUCGUUGGCUACGCCAUCAAGUUCGCGUACGAAGACCCGCGGGCUGACCGGUGGCAGCAGGAAUGGCGCAAUUUCGCACACGAGAUGAGAGGUUCCGCAGGCUCCAUACGGCAAUCCCUGCUGUCCCUGCCAUCGCUGCUCGAGCGCAUGGAGGCACGCGGGGAGUGGCUCCACGUGCGCGCCACGCUGCGCUCUCUGCUCUCCCGCCUUCGUGUGUUCCACCAUCCUCUCGCGGAGCUGCAGGGUGCCGGUGGCGCCCUGCACCCCCGCUCCGCCGAGACCUGGGCAGCCAACGCGAUCGACCCCACGUCGGGCAUCUUCGCGGUCCUUCUGGAUCUCAACGCGCUCAUUCUGGACAGCGAUGCCGGCGGCGGCGGCGAUGCCGGCGGCCGUGCGCUGUACACGGCGUACACGCACUCCCUCGCGGCGCGUGGAAACGAGGGGAUCCUGUGUUACGCGGGGACGUCGCGGCUGGGUGCCGUGGCCUCCCUGCAUGUGCUUGUCCAGGGUGCCCGCCUGCAGGCACUCGAGGCACUCAUGGCGGCCUACAACCUCGCGGGGGCGGCUUCGGCGACCAACUUUACGGCGGAAAUGUUGAGAAAGCUCGAGCUGUUCGAGGGAAACACUGCUCAGCAGGAGAUGGCCCUGCGCAGCGCCGCCCGCUCGGCAGAUGACCGGGUCCUUGCGUGCGGUGACGGUGGUGGUGAUAGUAGCGGUAAUGGAGAUAGUGGUAAGACACACACGCUGUUCACAGUCUUCCAAGGCAUCCAGUUGAACGAGGCACGGCUCGGAGAUGGCUCUUGCAUGGCCACGUGCGAGACUUCGCACAGUCAAGUGCUACCCCCUGCCCAGCCACGCGCACGACACUGCGAAGGCAUUCUGCUGGAGUGCCAGGAUUCCUGGGACUACGUUGGUCUCAACCUGGCCCCCAGUGGGGACUGGCGGCGAAUACUGGCCAUGGGGAACAUCUGGGGUCCAAAGGAGUCUGUGGCCGAGAGGUGGGGUCAGAAGACGGCGCGGCUACCUACGUGGGAAGAAGUGAGUGGCGGUGGCAGCUUUGCCGGUGACUAUGCCUACACGAGGUGGUUCUGGCGAUGCCGUCCCUGCUUCUGCAUCUGCGAGGAUCCGUGGAGGAAUACGGCUGAAUUCGACCUUGGGGAGGUGCGAAGCGACACAGAACGAGGGAUGGUGGUGACCGGGGUAGCCAUGCAGGCCUCCACCUUGAUGGAUGAGCGAGGAAGCAGAACACGAGUCCGGCUGGAGGUCAGGCAGGGCCGAGCUCGACCCUUCGGACAUGCUGAACCUUCAGAGCCGCGAUGGAGACGGGCAACUGGCAGUCAUGGAACUAAUUUUGAAACCAGGAGCCGAUCCAACGAUGCGAACGAGCACACACAAUGGAAUGGAACCGAAGCGACCUUGGCGCAAACUUAUUCCGUCUCUCGCGAGCAAAGGAGGGCGACCAUCGACCUCCAGGAUGUGAGAGUCGACCCGGGCUGCGUCCUUACGGGAGUGGCCUUCUUCGAGAGGGGCAGACACCUCGCCCUCAAAGUCCACCAGACCCCGAUCGAGCCGGACACGGGCCAUCUGCGCGCACACGAGGGCCGCUGGAAGGAGCCGCCGCCCACCGUCUGCAGCUUCCCGUCCAUACAGGGACUCGAGCUGCCACCUUCCUGGUCAGAUGGCCACGUGGAGCGGGGCCCGUGCGCCGAAGCCAGCAUGGAAUUCGCGUGGUCAUCCAAGGAGCAGGACGUGGCGCAGAGCACGCUGCCGGCAAUUGACACGAGGCUCGCGGCGCCGGACGAAGACGUGUGGCGAUACGGGGCAGGGUUGCACUACGCAGCGCGGCAGGGGUUUGCGGGGUCCAUUGGGGUCAGUUUGCUCGAUCGGCCAGACUGUGGCGGGGUCAAUGUGGGGUCAGAAUGGACAGAUAGGUUCUCGAGAGGUCGCGGAGAGGACCGCAUUGAGUAGAAAAGUGUGGAGGGUGUGAAGAGGUUUUAGAGUAGUUGGGGGGGGGGGGGGUAUGGGUGAGCAUAGAGAAAAUGGUUGGUGGAUCAUGCAGAGAUUGCUGUCAUUAUGUUGGAAUAAAACAACUAUCGUCAGUCACUCUUUGUCAGCAUCCACCAGUCAUCAUCAAUUCACCAUACUCCUAAAGCCAAUCGCUGAGACUCAACCACCGCCAGUUCACCAAUAGGAACGCUAAACUAACCACACAGCUCACCAACACCACACUUACCAUAAUUAGCAACAAUGUUUUUGGAACGUUUUCCUACGACUAUUAGUAAAUAGCAUUGUUUUUCAGUAGUUACCCCAAGGAAACAGUAUAUUUCUAAAAAGAAAUUAGUCCAAACGCACGUGGGGAAGCGUGAGACUCCACGCACACAUGAUGUUUUCCUUGUUAAUCUGUAUGUUGGACUUCUUUCGCACGGUACGUAGCCAACCGUGCUAAUCUAAAACAAUGUAGCGUUAUGCUGUGCAUCAGUGCGCUUAGCACGCGUGUGGGUGUUACAGCACGCGUGUUGUCAUGUGUGCACGUUUGCACAUUUCUGUGCGUAGACUUUAAGGUGUACUCAAACCCCGUAACAAAAACGUGAGACUCGUUCGAUAGACUGCUAUAAAACAACGGUUUUAUUAACAGCUUCGUUUAACUCACGGUCGAGAAGUACGUCAGUGGCGCCUGAGACACGCGG